GACCUGGGAUACAUCAUGGAUCUGAUAUUGAUUAGUAAAGAACAACUAGACAAUAAGCAAAAAAUGGCAGAAAAUGAAUUUGAGAUUUUUGAGCUUGAAGAGGCUGAUGGUAAACGGCACAGUGCCUUGCACAUUCCUAAGACACUUCCUUCACAGUAUAAUUCAGAGAGUGUUAUGGAGAUCAAGGAUGUUUUAAAUAUCUUUAUGGGAGAUGUAUCAGGGUCCAUGUGCACAUAUUGGCUACAUGUUGUUGAUGGAUGGCAGAAUCACAUAAAGGACAAAUUGACAGGCACUACUAAGAUCUUUGUUUUUGGAAGUAAAGUAUCCUUUUUACGUGUUGGUACCGAGCUUAAAAAAGAAGAUAAUGGAGGAGGAGGAACAGAUUUAACAUCUGCGUUGUGCACAGUUAGAAAGGAAGUGGAUAAUUCUUCAGAAAGUUAUGUGAAUAUAUUCUUUGUCACAGAUGGUGAACACAAUAGUGGUGAUCCUACUCCUGAAACUGAAAUUGCUUUGAUGAAACCCCCUGAUGGGAAAACUGUUAGUGUUUAUUUGCUUGGAAUUGGCCCUCAUUUUCCAGUAAAUUACAGUGUAGAUAUAAGGUCUCAUAUGCAUAAUGGUAAUGCAAACAUUCCUACAUUAUUCUGGGCUAAAAAGUCUGAUGAUAUUGUUGAUGAGAUGAUAGCUAUAGGGGAUGAGUUGAGCAGUGGCUUAGUGAAAUUAAAUCUGAGUGUGGAAGGUCAUAUUCUUCCAGGGUUAGAUAAAACCACCUUGGUUCAUUUGGGAGAAUGGAUUUAUUUUGAGCAGUCCCCUGAAGAACUGCCACCCAUUUCUGUCAGGAUAAAUGAGGACACCCUGAAGCCAAUUAUAUCUUCUCCAAAGCCAAUAACAGCUCGCCACCUACUUGAUGGGCCUUUCCGACAAUGGAAUUCAGUUCUUAUCCAGCAGCAUCGCAAGAAAGCUCAUGUACCUCGUGAAGUAUUUGACCUAAUGGAUUCACUAUUUGGUUAUUAUUCGAAUAUCAUAGAUCAAAGUUUACCUAAAGGUUGUGACAUUAAGUCACGCUUGAUUAGAAAAAGAAUGAAGUCUGAUCAAGUAGCAUUUCAAACUCUUAUGAAUCAAAGCAAAUCAAUAAUUGAUGUAGAAGGAAAGUUUAAGAAUGAGUUAGAAUUAGCUGAAACCAUUUUAAAAAGCACUGUUACAAAUCGGAAGUAUGAUACCAAAAAUCUGAAACUGAAAGGACAUGGUCAGGACGAGUUUGAAGGCGACUUAAAGGAAUUUAAGAAGUUAUAUGGAGAUUUAAAGGUAGAAAUACAAAAUUUGCCACCCCCAACUCCAGAAGAUUGUUGUAGAGUUCUAAUGACAUCUACUUUAGGUGACCUUCAAGAUCCAGACUUUGGAUUAAUAUUGGAAGAAAAUAAGUUUGAUUUGUUAAAGACAUUCACUAUGACAGGAAUACCAGUAUAUGCUCCAAUAAGAGAUGCUUCUCAGUUUAAUCCUUGGACACUAGUUAUCAAGAAUAUUUUAGUCAAUCCUUUCACUAUUGUUUGUCAGCAAGUGCUUGAACAUAGUGCAGCUAUAGAUAUAAAAAGUUUAGGAUUGGAAGACAAAGAUGUCAUUCUUCAGCAAGAUAAUGAGUUAACAAGAUUCAAUGCAGUCAUUCCCAUUGUUCCUGCUGCAGCAGCUGAAAUUUUGAAGCCUCUUGUCCUCUCAAAAAUUUAUGCCAUGAUGUCCACUUUUUGUAUUUUGAAAAACCCUCAUAUAAUUGAUUUUGAUGCUCAUUUAGCUGCUCUUGCUUGUGCUUGGAUGAAAACUAUAAGAAUGUUCCCUCAGGAGAACCGACCACAGUUUGCUGCAGAUAGACUUUUUAAUAUUGUUGCUACGGCUAAUCUUUACAUGGGGCGCUCUUCUGUAUCUCGCUAUGUCGGUGCUCUCACCAGCUGUCCAAAGCAGGCUCUAAUGACUGAAAGCAUUGAUGAAUUUGAUGGCAAAACAUUGAAAUGUGAAUCAUUGGUUAAGCCUUGUUUUUUUGUGCAUCUCAACAAGGAUAAAUUUUCUUUGGAGGAAAGAGCUGUUUUACUUGAACUUAUGCUCUUUGAGUUUAUAGGCCGUUGCCUUUCAAAUUACAAGGUUGAUGAACCAGAAGCUUCUCCCUACACAGACUUUUUUUGUGCAGACCUAACUGACAAGGAGAAACGAAAGAUUUGGCUGUCAGGAUAUUGUAAGGAAAUUAUUGAUUCUUAUCAAGCAAAUGAAGGUGGACUUCUUGAGAAGUUUUUCACAUUAGAUGAUUUGGUCCCAUCUCUCAAACAUUUCAUUUCAAAGGAGGUUUCAUUACUAACUGACAAGAUUACAUCAGAACUGAAAAUUGCUGUUGACAUUAACCAGGUAAAGAACCUGCGAAGUUAUGCAGCUUGUGGAGAUGUGAGGUGGACAUCAUUUAAAGCAUGGGCACAUGAAAUGGAAAUUCCAGAAGAGAGAAUAGAUGAAGCAUUUGAUGCAAGUAAGGGACAAAGAUGACGCCUAAACGAGUUGGAUUGAAAUGGGUAUUGACCUAUUUGAUAUGGUUAUGAUACACAUUAGGAGCAUGGAGAAUAAGAGAUAUGAAGAAUUUAAUAAAUUCCAAGUAGCACAAC
This is a messenger RNA of Macrobrachium nipponense, 2633 nucleotides long. RefSeq lists its product as uncharacterized. The record is from RefSeq and is a predicted model, not a curated record. NCBI's taxonomy places the organism in Eukaryota, Metazoa, Arthropoda, Malacostraca, Decapoda, Palaemonidae.